Messenger RNA from Silurus meridionalis, 2088 nucleotides. RefSeq names its product bmi1 polycomb ring finger oncogene 1a (gene bmi1a). The transcript is spliced from 10 exons. Gene Ontology annotation, biological process: negative regulation of transcription by RNA polymerase II. The record is from RefSeq and is a predicted model, not a curated record. Gene Ontology annotation, molecular function: promoter-specific chromatin binding. The coding region runs from base 392 to 1381 and encodes 329 amino acids. Lineage: Eukaryota; Metazoa; Chordata; Actinopteri; Siluriformes; Siluridae. Gene Ontology annotation, cellular component: PRC1 complex.
CACGGGGCGGUCGAACCGCAAGCCAUUUUGGGGGACGGUGUCAGUUUUCCAGCGAGCCAUCAGCACUGCGCUGUACAAAGACGCGAUUCGAGGACCUUGGCUGAGAGAAAGGGCGUUUUUUCCCCCUGCACUCUUUGGAUCCUACGCGGAAUUAAAUCUAAUCUAAGCGCCGUUGUUCGCACCCGAAACCCGGAAGGAGCGUUUUUUUUUCUCUCCGCUACUAAAAUGCGCCGUAGCGACGAGUCUGAUUGCAAUUGACAGCGUCUGCAGCUCUUUUUCAAAAUGGCCGCUUGGCUCGCGCUCGCUUUCUGCUGAUCGACUCGCAACUUUUCAUUGUCUCAACUCCGCUCUUGAGGAUUCAACCCGGUCUCCUACAGGCCCUUUCCCUUCCAUGACGAUGCAUCGCACAACAAGGAUCAAGAUCACAGAGCUCAAUCCACAUUUGAUGUGUGUAUUAUGCGGUGGAUAUUUCAUUGACGCAACCACAAUCAUUGAAUGCUUGCAUUCGUUUUGCAAAAUGUGCAUUGUCCGCUACCUGGCGACCAGUAAAUACUGUCCCAUAUGUGAUGUCCAAGUGCACAAAACAAAGCCUCUUCUCAAUAUAAGGUCUGACAAAACUCUGCAGGACAUUGUGUAUAAGCUGGUCCCAGGUCUUUUCAAAAAUGAAAUGAAGCGAAGAAGAGAUUUCUAUGCAGAACACCCAUCAGUAGAUGCUGCGAACGGUUCUAAUGAAGAUCGAGGUGAAGUCGCUGAUGAGGAUAAGAGAAUCAUCACAGAUGAUGAGAUUAUCAGUCUGUCAAUCGAGUUUUUCGACCCCAAGGCCAAACAGCAAAGUAGUGAGGGAGAGAAACAGCCUAAAGAUGAGGUAAAUAACAAGAGGUACUUACAGUGUCCUGCUGCCAUGACUGUAAUGCAUUUGAGAAAAUUUCUGCGAAGUAAGAUGGAUAUACCGUGUUCUUUCCAGAUUGAAGUGAUGUAUGAGGAUGAGCCGCUAAAGGACUACUACACAUUAAUGGACAUUGCUUACAUUUACACAUGGAGAAGGAAUGGGCCGCUACCCUUGAAAUAUCGAGUACGUCCCAAUUGCAAAAAAAUGAAGAUAACUCACACACAGGACGGCUUAAGCAGUGCCAACCGCUCAGAAAGUGACUCUGCGAGUGACCAGGCCAAUAGCCCAGCAGGAGCUCCAUCUACAUCGUCACCACUACAGAGUCCAAGCACACCCGUCCAGUCCACUCAUCCUCAUUUUCCACAUAUUUCCAACCCAGUCAACGGUCCAGUCAAUGGCUCCUCAAUGGCAAGCCCCAAUCGGCAAUUUACUUUCAGCAACAACAAAAUGCGAAAAUCAUCUCUGAACGGAUCCUCUACUUCUUCAGGGUGAUUGAGUUCAAACCCGACCUGAAACAAAUCCAGAUUACCCAGCUAUUUUUCAUGCCAAUGUCAUGCCAUUGUAGCCAUUUAAUUGUCAUUAUUACUAUUACACAUGUAACUUUUAACAUAGUGGAAGUGGCACAUUUCAUCCAAUUGCUGGAGUAUAUUUGGAAUCGAUAGCCUCAUUGUGGCUCUAAGCUAUGGGAUUUGCCGAACAUCCAAAACAGUUCGCGUAAUAGACUGAAUCUACUUUUCUAUAUGUAUUUUUUACUUUUUUUUUGUUUGUUUGUUUUUUGGAAACAAAUCCAGAUGUGUUGCUUGUAUUUUAAGCGUUUAUUUUCGUUAAAAAACAUGAUAAAGACUUUAGUUUGCCUUUCUUGGCUAGUUAGGCCUACUAAACAUUCCUGCUAUAUUCAGCUGGCAUUGACAUUUUAUCAAAAGAAAAUAUUAUAUAUAUUCAAUUAAGUUUAAAUGAAUUAGAGGAAUUUAAGUUGUAGUUGUUGUGCAUAUAAAUUUUUUUUUUUUUUUUUUUUUUUUACAGCAAUGUAAAAUCUAAAGCACCAUGGGAAGAUCCCCUCCCCCCAACAUUAAGGUUAUAACCUAGGCCCAUGUAGAUAGUCUCACUUCAGUGUUCAUUUGUCUUAUUGUUUGAUUGUCUGAAUAACUAUUGUAUUGUGACUGUUGCACAGUAUAAAGAAAUAAACAUUUUACACUUUC